AUGACAGAUACAGAUUAUGAAGUCCAUGAAUUCAUUGGAAGAGGGUCUUUUGGAGAGGUUUUCAAAGGAAUCCGAAAGGAUAACGGAAAACUUUUUGCCUUCAAGGUCAUUCCGAUGGAUGAGACCGAAAACCUCGACGUUAUCAUCAAAGAGAUCCAGUUCUUGUCCAAGCUCAGGUCUCCCUACAUUACCAGACACCACGAAACGUUUUUAAGAGACACAGAUAUAUGGAUAGUAUUGGAGUAUUGCGGCGGCGGCUCUUGUGCUGAUUUGCUUCGAUACUACGGUAGUCUUGAAGAGCCAGUAACAGCAUACAUCAUUCGAAGCGUUCUUCGAGGCCUUCAGUACCUCCACAGCGAAAAGAAAGUCCACAGAGAUAUCAAGCUGGGCAACAUUCUUCUUACAGAAAACGGCCAGGUCAAGCUAGGUGACUUUGGAGUGAGUGGAGAGCUCACGUACACAAGAACCAAGCGGAACUCGGUAGUGGGUACGCCAUACUGGAUGGCUCCAGAAGUGAUCCAGCGUUCAACCGGAGGCUACAAUUCCAAAGCAGAUAUCUGGUCUACGGGAAUCACUACAAUUGAGCUUCUUUGUGGUAACCCACCACACUACCAGAAAGCGCCAAUGAAGGCACUUUUUGAGAUUCCCAAGCUCCAGGCUCCGUCGCUUAAUGACGAUUUUCAUCAUAGCACCAGGGACUUUGUGAGCCAUUGUUUGGUGAAGUUCCCCGAUUACAGGCCCAGUGCCGCCCGGCUUCUUCACCACCGGUUCAUCACCUCGUGUCCAUCUGAAGCACCGUUGGUAGCACUUUUGGAAGAGAAGAAGCGCAACUUGAAAGGCAUACCCACGGUCAGAAGACGUCUCCCACGCAAACCAAAAGAAGACGCUCCUGCCAUUGACUGGGUCCUCACGACCACAUCCCGAGACUUAGGCGAAGGAUGGCGAAACAAGUACAGCGAGAUGAUCUACGAGGCAAUGACCAGAGUAUGGGCUCGAGCGAUCAACCCAGCCGCCAAAGAAGGUGUGUGUCGUCUUCGAGACGAGUUCGUCCGAGCCGAGACGGAGAACUGUGGUCUUUCAUAUGCAAUCAUCGAAGAGCUUUGGCAUCUGAUGACGGAAAGAGAGUGA
Candidozyma haemuli is the source of this 1128-nucleotide messenger RNA. Its product is annotated as putative serine/threonine protein kinase. The record is from RefSeq and is a predicted model, not a curated record. Gene Ontology annotation, molecular function: protein kinase activity; ATP binding. The transcript has a single exon. Gene Ontology annotation, biological process: protein phosphorylation. The coding region runs from base 1 to 1128 and encodes 375 amino acids. Lineage: Eukaryota; Fungi; Ascomycota; Pichiomycetes; Serinales; Metschnikowiaceae.